AUGUCAUUAGUGGAACUUGGCAAACGUCUGCUGGAUGCUGCCAAGAGGGGUGAUACAGAUGAAGUUCGAUCAUUGAUGUCCAAUGGAGCACCCUUUACAACAGACUGGCUAGGGAUGUCACCAUUGCACUUUGCUGCCAGGAAUGGUCAUUUUCAAACUGCUGAAGUUUUACUCAGAGCUGGAAUUAGCCGUGAUGCUCGUACCAAAGUCGAUCGGACACCUCUGCAUGUGGCAUCACAAGAGGGACAUGUGACCAUUGUGGAUUUACUGCUGGCAAAUUCAGCAGAUAUAGAAGCAAAAGACAUGCUUAAAAUGACGCCACUUCAUUGGGCUACAGAGAAAGGACAUUUACCGGUAGUGGAAUUGUUAAUUAAAAAUGGAGCAGAUAUUAAUGUGGAUGAUAAAUUUGAAAGAUCAACGAUUGAAAUUGCUCAAGGAAAUGAACGAACAGAUAUUCUUCAACUUUUACAAUUAGGCAUGAAUAACCCUGAUUUGACUGGUUUAACUGAAGGAGAAACAGUGACAAUAGAAACAACAGAAUCUCUAACUCCAACAGUCAAUGCCAGUGUCAUUGAAGAAAUUCCUCCAUCAAAUGUGGUCACAACAGUGGCCAGUACACCAGUGGCAAAUGCCAUUAAAAAAGAGAGUACGUCCCAUGUCUUACCUGUUACAAUUGUGCCAAAUUCUACAUCACCACAGAAAUCAGAUAACUCUGACCAAAAUAGCACAUCUGUUUUGGCAACACUUGCAGUUCUUGCUGAAGCCACUGCACCAUUUAAUGCUCAAAAUCCCAGUACAGCAGAAGCAGUGAGUUGGCUGGAGAGUCAUGGUAUUACUAUGAUUUCGACCAAUGAUGCUGGUAUCAUAACCUCUGCAGUGGAAAGUGGCCAAAGCAUUGCUCUUACAGAAGCUGGGAAAAUGGCACUAAAUAUAAUCAAACAGCAAGGUUUGACUCGAACUACAGAUGAUGAAGCAGCUGAAUCUGUAGUGGGAGGCACAAUUGAAACAGUUGUUGGAGACACUGAUCAGAAAGUAAUUACAAUUGUAACCACUGAUCAAACAGAGGUAGGCAAUGGAGAAGAACCAGUUUUAGUCACAGUAAAUGCUGAUGGCUCAACGGAUGGGACAUUGACAGUUGAAGCUACAGAGGAGCCACCAACAAAGAAAUGCCGUAUAGAAGAAGCUGAAGUUGAAGAAGCCAGUGCUGUGCCAAUUACCCAGUUAUUGGAACCAAAACCAAGCAAAGAAGAUCAGGAACAGGAGGAUCUUCGGCGACAACUGGAGGAGAUGAAGCGUCAAGCAGAAGUCUUUAAACAACAAUUAUUGCAAAAAGAGCAAGAGGCAGAAGUAUAUAAAAAACAAUUAAGUGAAAUGGUUACAGCUAAGGGGGAUAUGAACUUAAAUAACAACAGUAAUCUCAACAUAGGCAGCAUUGAGACAGACAACAACGAAGAGGUGACCAUCACUGAUGCAUUACAUGCAAAUGAUAUUGUCACAGAGACUGUUACUGUCACUGAAGAAGUUUUAGAUGUCAACGAUGUUUCUACUGAAAAAUAA
Molecule: messenger RNA, 1557 nt
Organism: Acanthosepion pharaonis
Lineage: Eukaryota; Metazoa; Mollusca; Cephalopoda; Sepiida; Sepiidae
Source: the annotation of a GenBank genome assembly